Molecule: messenger RNA, 6634 nt
Organism: Caenorhabditis sp. 36 PRJEB53466
Lineage: Eukaryota; Metazoa; Nematoda; Chromadorea; Rhabditida; Rhabditidae
Source: the annotation of a GenBank genome assembly
AUGUUAGGAAAACAGGCAAAGUCUACGAUCCGACGAGCACGAUUCGAUGAGGACAACUGUGUGAUGUACAUGAAUGGAAAUCGUCCCGAGGCCACAGUGGUCAGAAGUCAUUCUUUGACGCAAAGUCAGUCUUUGAGCGACUCGGCCGAAUCCGCAAUUCGAAGGUUGAAAAAGGAGAAUCACUGUCUUAAAAAGACGCUAUCUCGACGAUGGUCCGGCAGAAGCAGGUUUGUCUAAUUCUUGAUGUUGCGGAUUCUUUCAAAGUCUCUCCACUUUCAGAACAUCAACGCGAUCACAAUGUGAGCCGGCAGACAUCUCGGACCUCAGUGAAAGCGACGAAGACAACGACGAUAGUUUGUAUUUGCUUCGAGAAACAUCCACAUUGCACGGCCUCCGAGAUGUCAUGCUCUCUUCAUCCGGACGUCUCCGGAUCAUUUGGGUUUUAAUAGUUGUGUCGGCGCUUUGCAUGACAUUCCAAGGCUGCUAUCAAAUUAUGGACGAGUAUGCUAUGCGACGGAUAGUUGUCUCUUAUUUCAUUCAGGAAGCAGGUCAGUCUGAAUAUGUUGUAGCAUCUUUUAAGACAUUUUUAUAGAUGCAAUAUUGCUACCGGAUGUUGUUGUUUGUCCUUACAAUCGUUUUAACCGCUCUUAUUUUGAAGCGAAUAACGUGUCAUUCGAACUGGCUCAAUUUCUGGAACUAUCUUUUCCUUCCCUAGAACUACCUUUCGAGAAUUUGCUCUUAAAAAGAGAUGAAAUCAUCAAAAAGAUAGACACUCUCGAUUUUCAACUUGAAGAUCUCCUUCAAAGAAAGAACAUGACUUAUGUGGAGUUUCUACGGAAUGCUUCGCUCAAUUGUACCGCCUUCUUCCAAGACAUGUCAAGAUGUGAUAAUAUAACCGAGAUGAUGACAUCUGCUGGAAAGUGUUUCAGGUUGGAGGGCUCGUUACAGGUAAAUACUUUGCAGCAAUAUUAUCUGAACUUUCUGUUUGAUUUUAAGGAGGCAAGCGGUUUUGGAAACGGUGAUCGUUACAUCAUCGAUCUACCAGAAGAGUUCUACAAUCCAGGAAUUAAUCAAAUGAUUAACAGCGGAGUGAUUAUAAAACUUGCGGAACGUGGCAAGGGUAUAGACAACGAUCUUACAUUUCUACCCUCAGGUUAGUGAAUCAUUCCUAAAAGUGAAUCUUUUUUGUUCUAAGGUGUUCAUGCAAUAAUGCCGUUACUCGGAACGCAGUUCGAGUUCAUGAACGAUCCUCCGCGAUAUGAGUGCGAGCAAGAUCCGCAUAAGAACUACAGCCGCGUCCAUUGCUACGAAGACUGUCUGACCUCCGAAGCGCAGACUCUCUGCCAAUGCUCACCGGCCGCUGCUCACAAUCCUGGUCAUCCGGACAGUAUCUGCACUUCCACUCUUCUCUACCACUGCUUCUUUCCCAAUCUGUUCACCGAUGACGGCAGAAUUCCGAAAGAAAAAGUGGAUGCGUGCAAGAAAAAAUGCAAAGCACCAUGCCAUUCCUGGUCUUAUAACAAACAAGUCAGCUACUCAAACAUUCCUAGCGAAUCGGUAAAAGUUUGAAACCGACCUGCCCUAAUACUUGAAAAAAUUCCAGAGUAAAAUGUUAAUAUCAAGAGAGGAAUGGGAAAAAAUGCGGAGGCGUAUUAUUUUGGACAUAUAUUAUUCUCAGUUGGAUUAUACUGUUAUUAAGCAUGUUAUCGCUAUGCCACUUUCGAGCUUGAUUGCUCAAAUAGGAGGUAUUGUUUGUGCGAUAAUCAUAUAAUAUCAAUUCGAUGUGAUGUUUGCAGGUCAAUUCUCUCUGUGGGCUGGCGGCUCGCUCAUUUCCCUGUGCCAAAUUGUCAUCUACUCUUUCCGAUACGUCUUGCACAAGUACGUGUCACAAAUUAUCAUUGUGUAUGGGAAAGAAAGAGAACCGGAUGAUAAGAAUUUGAGCCGUGGUGCACAGCAUUUGAUACGCAUCACUUUAGGUUCAGUUUGAAAGAAAGAAGGUGUUGAGCGUUCUUUCCCUGUUUUAAAAAAACUGCCAAAUAUUUGUGCUUGAACAAUUUAGAUAACAGCCCAAACCUGUCUGAGUGAAGAAGAAAAGAGGCGUUUGAUAGUAUUUGCAUGGGAACACACAACACAAGAGAUAGUUCGAUGACAAAAAUGACAACAAUUGCAGGUUCUGCGGAGUGAAAAGCACACGGAAAAGCCGAGAGACGCGCGAGGACCAAGAGGCUCGUCGUAAGCGAGAAGGCAAGCGACGGGCACGGGACGGUGGUGCCUCGAACAAUAGGUCAACUCCAAAACACCAGAAUAACAAUGGGAACGGCAACGGAAAGGUUGUGAACAUUGAAAUGGUGACGACCCGGAUCUCCGAUCAAACCACGCCUCCCAUAUGACAUGAGGACUGGAGCUGCAUGGUAGCAACCAUAUAGUCUGUAUUAUGAUGUAUGGGUGUUGCGGGCAGCUUCAGGUUCAAUUGUAUCUUGACGAGUACUACUUCUCUGAGAUGUUUUUUCCCGUUCCCCCGCCAACUCUCUCUCUCUCCCCUCAUCAAUGUAUCUUCCUAAACUUUCCCCUCCUGCUUGUAUUUUCUCGCCCCGUUUCCUCCGCUAGACAUGUAUGUGAUGGGUUUCUCUCAAGUUCAGUGCACAUUCUUCUUCAUCUCUGCAUUUUUAUUCAAUCUUAUGUAAAGUUGUCUCCCAAUAAAAGCAAUAAUGUGUUCACAUGUUACGAGCAAACAUCUUCAUUUUGAAACCUUCCACGAUAGGCCCGAUCGUCUCCUUUAUCACGCAAAGUUCCCGCUUUCUCUACCUUUCUCCAUGCUUAUCAACUCGACAUAUUUCCACAUCGACUGUACAAGUUUGCCGGUAACGAAACUGAUGUCAUUGGUCCAAACAUGACUGUCUAGGAAUUUUCCUUGCUUUUACGAUUCUUCACGAUGCGAGACGCCUCCAAAAAUAGCGAACAGUCGUUGUGUACGUGUACACUUUCCUUUCUUCCGAAAACUUUUUUCACUCAGAUUUUAUCGAGCUAAUUGAGGGAAAACUUUCAGUGUUUCUCGAAGUCUCUCUCAAUUGAAUCGUUCUGACCUUUAAAGGUGCCUGUAAACCAAACAGUUUGACCCCUAUGACACAAUGAUGAAUUGCUGAAAAAAACGUGAAAAUACUCGCGUUCGAUUACAUUGACUAGCGAGUGAGACCAAUAAUGUUUUCAUCCGCUCACUCUCUUUUAUUAUUUUGAUUUUACCUUCUCCCAUACCCUCCGCUCGAUUGUAUGUACAUGAUUGUUAGCUGCAUACAAUACGUAUGGCGCCUGACGCGAAGUGUAAUGCGUGGCACACACUGAUAAGGAACACGGUUUUGCCAGGCAUCUUGCUGCUUGCCAUUUCCGACUUUGCACUCCAUUACAACUCCUUCACUUUUUGCUCUUGCAACGAUCUUUCGCCGCGGUCAAUCACCAUUCCGGGGCUCCUUUCAGGAUUGCAGGUGGGAGUAGAAGUGCGUUGGAAAGUUUUUUUUCUGAUUGUGAGUCAGCUCAACUUACUUUAAAGGUAUCAUAAACACUCACAUGACUCAGUUUUUGCCCGUUCGUUUCGCUUUUUGUUUUAUGUCUUCUCAAAUAUCACUCUCCGCCGGAAAGAGUGCGCGUAGAGAGUCCUGUUUUCUAGACAUGUCGCGAGUCGGCUCUGUCAGCAUCAACUUGGACGACGUCUUUGGCGGACUCCCUGCUCUGACCACCGCUACCAACGUGAAAUCUUCGGAUGUAAUGAAUUUUUGAAUUUAGGGUCUAUAAAGAUUAACAAUACAUUUUCAGUCGGUUGUUAGAAGCCGUAAGACAACCGAUUCGAGCGUUUCGACUGUGAGAGAGGUUCCGGUUAGUUUUCCCUUCUCAUUUCAGAUGGAAUAAUUAUUUUUCAGGUUGGAAACAGCGUCGUUACUUCCCGCUCCCAAGUCACUACCACGACCAUCACCCACGCGGCUCCUCCGCCGGUUGUUACUGCUCCGGUACCAACCUUCAACACCACUCCAAUUUCGCAUUACUUCGAUGCGAAACCAAUUGCAGAUCCCCUUCUGGAUUCGGUAUGCUUACUCAUGCUUUUAGCUUUAUGACGUGCUCACAGAUCUUCUCGGCCGUAACUUUGCCGACCGUCAACUUGAACGUACACGAUGAAGCUCUUCGCCAUUUGGAAGAAGCUCUUGACGGAGAAGACCACGAGUCCAUCGUCAGCGAGCCGCCAUUCCGUGCUCCGUCGAGCCACGUCAGCUCCCACGUCAAUUCGAAGAGGAGCCAGAGCCAAUUCGCAAGCGAGCACCACCCGCAAAACACGUCGAGUGUCAUUACCAACGGAACUGCCAAGGUGAGUUAGUAAUCCGGGGUCCAUGGUGUGUUCGGUCCGUUUUAGAAAGCAGCCGCCACCCGAGCAGCUAGCGUCAUUGCAAACGACAUAUUUGACGACUUGAAUAUUUCUUCUCAAAACUAUGUACGAUUUUAUUUCUGAUAAUCUUCUGAUUUCUGAUAAGACAUACGAUUACACUACCGCUUUUUGGAAAACGUUUCCACGUCACAGCCGUAUUGAAAAAGUAAGUUUCAGCACGUCUACCAGGCGCACGGAGAUGAGCCGCAACCGGACUAUGAGGAUGAGAAGAGCGAUUAUUUCAACCUCCACCAUCAGUAUCCAACAAAAACCAGUCAGUUUUAGUUUGCAUUCUUGUUCACAACUCCCGCCCUCGUACACGGCGAGCAUUCAUACUUACCGCGUGACUCAUUCUGUCAGUGCGGUCAGUUUGCCUCAAUUGUUGUGCAGAACGAUACUGAAAACAGUCAUACUCACACCUUUCUGUCAUGUUACACUCUUCUUACAGCAGAAAAAGUCAUGCGAGUAAGUACCGGGUGUCUUACGGAAUUAACUAAGAACACUUUUCUACUCAAAUGCUGAUUACAGACUACGCUGCACGCGAUCGUUCCAAUACGAUUGACAGCUUGGCGUCUUAUCCUGAGAGCCGUUUCGGACAGUUCGAUGUCCAUGACGAUCACGACAAAUACCAUGGAGAGGAGAUUAACCUAUACCACAACGAAGUCGCUUACAAACGCCCAGAAUCUGAACGUGUACUCAGCGUAAAUGAUAUUUGUCGCAGCUCUAAAAACUUAUAAUUUUUCAGUCUCCGGGAAGCGUUUACUCUAACCAUACGCAGGCUUCGUUCCACACUGGAGGAACUCAGCAGCUGAGAAACCUCCAACGUCAAGUGGAUGACGCCCGUGUCAAGAAGGCACAGCUCUCGCAUCAAGUUGAUCGUCAGCGUUCUGAUAACGACCGUCUUGCUCACGCUAAUCUGGCCCGCGAAGCCUCUUUGAAGGUUCACAACAUCGGACAAGGAGCCAAGCCGAUCGGACAUCACGUGCGCUCCUACAGCCACGAACACGAGCACCGUCUCUCACCACAACCAAAAUCGAGCCACUCUUCCAGUAAGAAAACUCAGCAAUUCAAUUAGAGCAAAAUUCGUUCAGAGAGCGUUGACUCGAGCAUUUACGAGGAGGAAGAAGUUCAUGUGAGCCCAUUGGCUGCUAAGCAAAAAGCUUCUGGAGAGCAUGUAAAUGUUAUAAUGAAAUAAAGUUUCUAAACGUUUUCGAUUCAGAUUGCCAGCGUCGGAAAGUACGAGCUUAUUGUGCCUCAAUACUAUGUCGUUGACAACUUCUCCAAGAACGACAAGAUCAACAAGGUGAUCAUUGGAGGAGAUGCUCAUGCCAGCGACGACGACAAGGUACAACUCAUGACAAUUCAAAUAAAUAGGCGCACAAUUCAGACUCUGCUUCUGUUCGGACCGGUCGGAUCGGGAAAAACUUCUGCUGUGACCAGCAUGAUGAACUUCUUGUAUGACGUCAAGAAGGAGAACUCAUUCCGGUACUACCCAACGUUUUUAAUUAACACAUCAUUCUUUUUGCACAGGUUUGUGUUGGACGAACACGUGAACGCAACCACUGGCCUCACCGCCUAUGUUUUCAACAACACCGUUCUCCCGUACAACGUCACUGUUGUUGACACUCCUGGAGUGGAGGACAGAAUGGGAAAUAAGACGGUGUCGCGGCUCAUCAAACAAUGGUUUGAGAAGGUUUUUCAUUUAGAAAUUGAUACAGAAAAAUUAUUAAAAAGAAUUUAGGAGCUGCUCGAGUCUGGCGCGUUCCGUCUUGAUGCCAUUUCCAUUGUUCUGAAGCAUGACGAAAACCAGCUCGGGUGGCCGUUCAUCUAUGAAUUGGCUGACGUCAAGAAAAUGUUUGGAGAUGACCUGAAGACCAACGUGCUGCCAAUCAUCACCAACUCGGAAGUGCUCCCUCAGCCCACCGCCAUCAAAAGUCUCACCCAGGCCAACAUUUCUUUCCUCGAAUACUACAAGGUCAACAAUUCCGGAUUCGCCCCGCUCCCAACUGGAAUCUCGAAACUCCAACACAACCUUUACUGGACCCACGGAACUGCUUCACUCGAGAACCUUUUCAGAGUAAUCUUGAUGAUUUUCAGUGAAUUGUAAAGGAAUUCCUUUUUCAGGAUCUGCAAGAGACCAUCCACCCACUCGUCGCAAUUCUCCGACACAACAAGGGACACAAAGUUGAGCCGGCACCGUCACUGGCUAAUAAAGUCUUGUACUAG